Molecule: messenger RNA, 6142 nt
Organism: Osmerus eperlanus (European smelt)
Lineage: Eukaryota; Metazoa; Chordata; Actinopteri; Osmeriformes; Osmeridae
Product: transcription factor 20
Exons: 6
Coding region: 251-3082 (943 amino acids)
Biological process (GO): regulation of transcription by RNA polymerase II
Cellular component (GO): nucleus
Source: RefSeq, a predicted model, not a curated record
UAUUCCCACAAUGCUUCACUGUGAUCGCCAGCUGACAACUGCUGUUGAAGUGCAUCUCACGUACGGAGAACUGUUUUCAGAGAAGUACGGAUUAUCCUGUUUUAUCGACAAACCGGAGGUGGGCUUUUCUCUUAUCAAAUAAGGUGAUCAAGGAUGUCGGCGAAAGAUGGGCUCCCGAACGACAUGACUGGUGGGACAAAUUGUUGAAUUGGACGUUGAACCCCCCCACCAGUCUUUCCCGGUGGUUGCCAUGGAGCAACCCCAAGGGAACGCAAAUAACCUCCAGCCUCAAGACCUCUCCUUGACCUGCAGCCUCCCCUCUGUGAUCGACCUCACCAGGAGAAGUGAGGAAUGUCACCCGAAAGCCAGCUCCAUGGAUCCCUUACGGGUGGUCAAGUCCUCCUCCUCCUGGUACACAAACUCCGGCAGCAACAAAGGUCUACCCUUCUCUGAGCCUUCGUCCGAUCAAAGGCUUCAUUCUGGAGACCAGAUCCAACCCGACAACGCCUUCUCCAACACUACAGUCACACUGUCUUAUGUGAGCAGGUCUCACGUCUUCUCCACCCAUGAGUCCCAGCACUCACCCCUGUGCGGCGUACCGUCUAUCAGCAAGUUCUCUCUCUGCCCCACCUCUUGUAAACUGGAAGAAGAGUCUGAGGAGAUGGUGGAACUCAACCAGGAAGUGAGCCAGCACUACCUGCACCAGCAGGGAGACAAGCCCCUAGACCUAGCCUCCCAGUCCCAACCGACACGCCACGCCGUGUCCCCAACUCGGGCGGCGAGCGAGAACGCGGCGGGGGCUUGUCGAACGCCGCCGCCUCGCGAGCUCAACGGAGGACACGCCGCUACUAACGGGGCCGUCGACGGACGCGGGCGCCGGAGCACGCCUCCGGAGCGCCGUCCAUCUCAGGACACGGCCUCCGGCAACGGAGGGCUGAGGAACGGCCUACGCAGCCGGUCCGACUCGGGCGUCCGCGCCGGGUCCUUACCGGAGCGCCACGCGUCCGACACAGAGGACGGGAAACGGGAGGGGAGGGACUCGGAGGUGCUGCUCCUCAUAUCCAGGACGGAGAAUCCAGCGCUGCUUCCGGACAGCAGCACCAGAGACCUGUGCGCCCUUGGCGGGGAGUACGCUAGCCCGCUGGAGGACCCUGUAUCCCCUUCUGCUACCUCACUGGAAGACGUGUACCUCCUACCCGAGGCGUGCAACUCGCCCAGCGCCGACAACUCGCCGGCGGACGCCCGCCGGGACAAGCUGGAGAGGGCGGGACGGGAGACGCGGGCGGUCGAAGGGCCGGCGUUCGACCCCGGCUCCAGAGGGCACCUGGAGGACGCUCGCUCGGUGGCUUCGGAAACCGUCAUCGACCUGACGGACGACGGGUCUGCGUCAGAGGCUCUGGAGGAGAAGGCCAAGGACGGCGCUCGCUCCCCUCACUUGAAUGGUAACGCUAGGCUGGCACAGAACAGCUUUGAGAAGAAGAAACUGCCCCCACGCUCUGGGAGGGGCACGAGGCUGGAGGCCAUAGUGAUGAAUAUUAAUCCCACCUGGUAUAAAGUGUCCGGAGCUGUGCGGCCCAGCAAGAAAAUCAAGGCUACGCAGGCCCAGAUGCAGACUGAGAUAAGUGCGCCCGAAGCUGUCGGCUCCUUAUCUGUAGGCCAGGAGGAAGUCGAGGAGAACACCGCUCUCCUUCCCGAGAUCGAAAUCAAACUACACUCUGCACCCACACUGGAAAAGGGUAAAAAUAGCAUACACAAAAACACAGACAGUUACACAGAGUCUACCUCAGAUUUGGAACUCGCCAUUCCUCCUCGACACACACACAACAGCUUCACUCCAAAAAGCCCCCAGUCUGCGACAGACGAGGGGUCCCCAGCUGAAGAAUCCCCACCCCUAUCCGACCCCGAGCCCCCCUCAAUCGUCGAUGUGACGGUAGAUUCCUCACCAGCCAAAGCUGAGAAGAAAUCUCCCCCGAAGCAGAAGGCCAAGGCCUCGGCCAGCAAAGUGCCUCCUUCCAAGAGGAAAAGGCCGAAAUACAAUGCCUGCCAACCCUCCAUGUUCUCCCCGAAGGAGCCGGAGAUCAGGCUGAAGUACCUCCACUACAAGGAGGAGAAGAGGGACCUGAGGGCCAUGGACAGCUUCUCUCCCUUCAUCCAGGUGGAGCGAAAGCAGGUCCCAUCCACCUGCACCGUCAUCAACUACCCAGAGGAGGACGCAGCCAGGCUGAAGAAGGGCCAUCAGCAGGCCAGCUCAGGGGGCUUCAUCCCUGGGGCCAUCCCCACCACCUCCUGCCUGCAGCCUGGCCGGGUCUCCAACCACAGCCCGUACCAGAACUCCUUGGUCUGCUGCCUGUGUGGUGGGUCAGCCAACGCCCUGGACCUGGGAGACCUCCAUGGACCCUAUUACCCAGAGGGCUACAGGCCCAGGGCCAAGACCCCCGCCAGCACAGGUGUGAAAGAGGAAGAGGAGGAGGACAGCGACUCUGACUCGUCUUUCAGCAGGAGAGGGAGGAAGUGUGCUCGGCCGCCGGGGGUGUGGUCUCACCGCCCCGCCCCCCGACACAGUCAGGACAAGAGCCUGCCGGGGAACCACCCCAGGUGGGCCAGCUACACCGACCAUUCCAGCAGCCCCGCGGCCAAGCGGGCCAGGCCAGGGGCCGGGGCCGAGUCUCUGGAGGCGUCCAGGCAGGAGGCAGGGGUCCUGGAGGGGGCUGCGGCCAGGACUGGGCCUGGGGGCCGAGCUACGGAGGACUGGUACGCCCCCCCCGUGGUGCCUCUGGAACUGUGUGAGUACUGGCUGCACGAGGACUGCUGCAUCUGGUCUGCAGGCGUGUUCCUGGUGAAGGGGAAGGUGUACGGACUGGAGGAGGCAGUCAAGGUGGCGCAGGAGACGACCUGCUCUGGCUGCCAUAACCCAGGUGCCACGCUGGGCUGCUUCUUCAAAGGCUGCCCCAACAAAUAUCACUACAGAUGUGCUCUGCAGUCAGACUGUGUGCUCAUCGAAGAGAACUUCUCUAUGAAGUGUAAAAAGCACAAGAACAAGUCAUUGAAAGGCCCCCCGGGGGCCAGGAGAGACAGCAGGUGACCUGCCCAGCCGGGACUCACUUCCUGGUUCACAUGACAUUCAACUGUGGCGAUCUCAAGACUUUGUCGUGAUAGCCCGGUAACCAUGGUGACAGCGGAACCCUGCCCUGCUGAUUGACAGGCAGGCUCAGAUGGAACGGAAAAAAAACACCCACAAACCUUAACAAACCCUCUACUGGGAACACGCCGCUAGACAGCUGGCUGGUCUGGUCCCGUCGCCCUCUCUGUCCAGACUGACCGGGACAGCCCAGGCCAAGACGGACCCAGUUCACUACUGGGAAGAGACUUUUAAGUUUUCACUUCUCUCAUAAUGGCAUAUCCAAACUGUGCCAUAACUUUGUAAUUAUUUAUGAGUUUGGGAGAGGGGGGGAGAUGGGUUUUUUCUCUCCUUUUUGAAUGAAAUGAAUAACAAUCUUCAGAUAUUUAAUUUUGUAAAGCUUUGUAAGUAUGUCAUUUGACUUUGAUUAUUUAUUUCUGGGGAAUCUUGUGGCGUUUUGGUUUGCAGUUAACCCAGAGCUUUACUCUUAUGUGUUCCGAAGAUAUUAGUGAGGUCAUUCCAUGCAGCGUAUUGUGGGAACGCUGUUAGAAUGGUGGCCUAGAGAGAGAGAGAGAGAGAGGAGGAGGAACCACCAUCUUUAGUUCAGCUACCCUAUGGCUUGUCUGUGACCCUUCUGUAAACGCCACAUCACACAGCGCAGGGACCGUGACCUCGCCAGAGAGAGAGAGAGAGAAAGAGAAAGAGGCACGGGGCCAGGGGGUGAGUUCAGGAAGUACGGCUGACUUGCACUAAACAGUCGGCCGGUUGACUGGAUCGCGAUUUAGGAUCCCGAGGAGAAGAUGACGACAGUAUGGUUUAGUUUGUUCAUCUUGUGAAUGUACUUGCCCACCCCUCCACCAAACGAGGGAUUUGUAGGAGCAGGAAGCACUUUUGAGUGAUGCUUGGCGAAUGAGACUGCCAAGGACAGUACGAGGUGGUGCAGUAUUAUCUAUAUCGUGUUGGCUGGCCCUCCUGUGUAUCCUGCUCAGAUUAUCAGUAAGAGAGGACCUGGCUCAUCUCACAGCUAUUUUGUCACUGCUUGCACACAGACACGCAGUCUAACUGUGCAUGCAGACUAUCAGACAUGCAGGCACGCAGUCUAACUGUGCAUUCAGACAGACAUACGCGCCUUGUUUGUUUUCGGUUGGCUUACAGCACUUUGCACAUCUGCUUUAUGCUUGAAUGUUUAGACUGCAGACGGGAGUUCUGAGAACUGUGUUCUCUUGUAGAUACACCUCUACAGAACCCUGGGUUCUCCUGUAGAAAACACCUCUGCAGAACCAGGUGUUCCCCUGUAGACAACACGGCUUCAGAAUCCUGGGGUCCCCUGUGGAAACACCUCUACAAAACCCUGGGUUCCCCUGUAGAAACACCUCAACAGGACCCCCUGAAAUCUAUGUAUUGAACCCAGCUUGUCCUACUAGGACUCGGCCAGACUGUUUAGAGAGACAAGGAGAGGUGCAAUCCAAUUAUUUCCAUUCAGAUACUUGGUUUGCUUUGUCUUCUGAGAUGCUCCGUCAAAGUCAUCUUUGUGGGUCUGAGGAAUCCCCCCCCCCCCCAACAAACUUUAUUUUCCCAUAACUUGUUUUGGACCUGUGACACUAGUUGAUUUUUAUGUUUCAAUUUCAGUCUGUUCAAUACAUUCUUCAAUUACAUUUCCUACAUGGUUUGAUGUAAGCCAACACUCAUUACCUAUAACCACACUCGGUUGAGCUUUGCUGCAGGGCUACUCAAAUAAACAUGUCAGUUUGUUCUUUGGAAACGACAGGAAAUGUCUUCUUCUGUUAUCUUUGCAAUUCACUCUUGUUACUAAUGUAAGAGAGAGAGAGGUCCUGGGAGCUGUGGAUUUAGUGUGUAGCUUAUUUAUAAAACAUGAUUUGACUUUGACGCUCACAGCUUCUGGAUAAUAUAAUUUGUUGAUAUGUCAGACCAUGGUUCAUUCUCAUCAGCUUUCAUCAACUUUUUCUGACGAGUUGUUUACGUUUCAACAGGAACUUUCUAGAAGCCUUAUGACAACUACUAAAUAUCAAUUUCUUUCCUCACCAGCUAUGGUGCGCAGACAAAUCAGUUGAUGGUCAGGGCCUUCCUCCAGUCAAGCAUGUGAUGGAAAGUUUGCUUCCCCCUGCAAACAUUUCCUCCUCCUGGGGUUGGACACAGUUGUGUGUCCAGGGAAGGAGCGAUUGACAGUUCUGCUUUUUCAUUCAGGUUCUGCAGCCUAGGUCAGCAGAGGGGGGGAUCAUGUGGAGUUGAUGUGCAUGUGUUUCUGCAUAACGCCAAUAGGGGCGCUGUUGUGUUGUAUAAGAUCAGUGUAAAAACCUGCGCGUGUGUGGGGGUGGGCGGGAUGUCGCAGCCAGGGGUGGAAUGUUACAGAGAUCACACACAGACACAACUCGUGGCUCUCCUGUGUGUCCGUGAGACUGUGGAACCCUUUUGUUGUGACAUAUGGUCUGUUUCUUUCUUGUGUCACGGUGAAACCGACAUUGUCUGAUUCAAGUCAAGUCAAUUAAACAUAUGUUAUGUCAUCCCAGGCCCUAAAUGUCACUGCAAGUGUGUUCAGUUUAAUCAGCCAGAUGCAUUGUACCAAAUACGUUUUUUUUUUGUUUUGUUUUUUACUGUUGCAGAAUUUUGAGUUUUAUGUAUUGUUUCCAUGUAAAAAAAAUAAUUAUAAUCUCAGGGCUGACUGCUAUUCAAAUGAUUUGAUAAUUUUAUUGUUAUGAAUUUGUGUUUAUUUUUUACGGAUCAUUAAAUUAACCACCCAUUGACUGGAGUAAUGAUAAAAGUAGCAGCUUUCGAGUGGUACAGCGCCAGAUGCUCCUCACAUUCCACCACCUCCGUUUGCGGGCUUGUCACUUUCGAUCACGACACAAGGCCUGCAAGUCGUCUCAUAUUCUCCUACCUUGUUUUAACGGCAACCUUAGGCUACUCGUGUCAUUUUGUACUGUGUUUUUGUUUUCCUUUUUUUUUUUUUUACCUCUAGACUGUCGAGGGGUGAUUGUUCAAAAAUAAAUAUUUUAUUGAACCCUG